This is a messenger RNA of Daktulosphaira vitifoliae (grape phylloxera), 1572 nucleotides long. RefSeq lists its product as uncharacterized. The transcript has 4 exons. NCBI's taxonomy places the organism in Eukaryota, Metazoa, Arthropoda, Insecta, Hemiptera, Phylloxeridae. Gene Ontology annotation, biological process: DNA replication. The record is from RefSeq and is a predicted model, not a curated record. The coding region runs from base 14 to 1318 and encodes 434 amino acids. Gene Ontology annotation, molecular function: nucleotide binding; DNA binding; DNA-directed DNA polymerase activity.
UUACGGGUGGGCUAUGAGUCAGCCCAUGCCGUACGGUGGCUUCCGGUGGUAUGAAGGAUCAGAUCCUCUGGCCGACCUCCAAUUGCUUUCGGACACUGGUAAUACGGGGCGUAUAUAUGAAGUCGAUUUAUCGUAUCCAGAAGGGCUGCAUGACGAGCACAACGACUUGCCGUUCUUGCCUGUCAACGAUGUACCACCGGGUUCCAAAGAGACCAAACUCAUGGCCACUUUGAAACCCAAACAGCGGUACGUCGUACAUUACGUUAAUCUUAAACAGGCGAUCGCACACGGACUGCGAGUCGAUAAAGUGCACCGCGUUUUAGAGUUUCAACAAAGUGCUUGGUUGAAACCGUACAUUGAGUUGAACACUGAAAUGCGGAAACAGGCGGCAAAUGCUUUUGAAAUAUCGUUUUUCAAACUAAUGAAUAAUGCCGUCUUUGGGAAAACCAUGGAGAACAUGCGGAAACGCAUCCGCAUUGAACUAAUCUCCAGUCCCGAACGUCUAAGCAAGCUCGUAAACCAACCAACCUUCAACGACUGUAUUAAAUACGGCGAAAGGUUGUGCGCCGUCAUAAUGGACACAAAGAUUGUCAAGUUUCUCAAACCAAUAUACGUCGGUUUAGCAGUGCUUGACAUUAGCAAGUCGCUAAUGUACAAGUACUUCUACGACGUAUUAAAACCUCAUUAUGGCGACGCAAUUAGCCUGGUUUACAUGGAUACUGACUCCUUCAUAUACCUGCUCAGAGUCAGCGACUUCUACCAGGAUUUAGCCGACAGCCCCGAUUUACUGGUGUACGUGGACGCAUCUAGCCUGCCCAAGGAUCACCCUUGUUACUCGACCUCGAGGAAGAAGACGCCUGGUCUGUUUUCAGACGAGACCGGCGGCCUCACCCUCUUUGAGAUCGCUGCACUUCGUUCAAAGUGCUAUGCAUUUGACAUGGAAGGCAGCGAAUUCAUCAAGUCUAAGGGGAUCCGCGGACAUGUCGUCCGGAACCAUCUGUCUUUGGACGAUUACAAACGAUGUUUGUUUGAAGACGAUGGCGACGAUGGUGACGAUGCGUCAAAACGAGCGUUGGCCGGAGACAAUGCCCGUGUAGUCAUCGGAGCCGUACGUGAUGGUGAGAUUCCACCGACAUUAUCAUUACCGUACACUCCGUACCGACAGAACGUGUCAAUUCGUUCUUUCGAGCACGAGGUACGCACUUUACGUACAACCAAGUUGGCGCUUAACCGUUUCGACGAUAAGCGCUACACGCUCGACAACAGAGUUGACACGCUGGCUUACGGUCAUUAUGCCAUUCCAUCGGAAGAAAUUUAAGCAACAUUAGUUUUUAUAGUAAUAAUAAGAUUGUAAAACUCUUUAAAUAUCCAUAUUGAUAAAUGUAAAAUAUAUUGUAUGAUAAACCGUGUAAUUGAAUUUUAUGAUAAGGUUUUUGUAAAUAUAAGUGUUGUAUAUAAAUAUAUAGUUGUAAAUAUAGUUUUAAGAUUUUUUAAUGUAAUAUUUUAAUGAAUUGAAUUGUAAAUAAAUGUAAGUUAGAAUUGAUAUUAUAAUAAAUGCUUAAUUAAUUAAAG